Molecule: messenger RNA, 1354 nt
Organism: Corvus hawaiiensis (hawaiian crow)
Lineage: Eukaryota; Metazoa; Chordata; Aves; Passeriformes; Corvidae
Product: surfeit locus protein 1
Exons: 9
Coding region: 16-972 (318 amino acids)
Biological process (GO): mitochondrial respiratory chain complex IV assembly
Cellular component (GO): mitochondrion; membrane
Source: RefSeq, a predicted model, not a curated record
CGGGCCGGGGCUGCCAUGGCCGCGUUGGUGCUGCGAGCGGGGCCCAAGCUGCUGAGGGAGCGGCGGGGCCGGGGGAGGCUCGGGGCAGCGGGGCCGGGGCGGGCAUCGCCGUGCUUGAUCAGAAGAACAUUGUUUGGAUAUCCCCUAACUAAAGCAGGUUCUGGUCUGGUUCAAAAGACUAGAGAUGUUUGUUUGAGGUUCUGCAAACCACAAAGUUCUACAGCAGCUGCUGACACAUCUGGAGAGGAUACCUUGCUGAAAUGGGGCCUUCUCCUGAUCCCUCUGACCACCUUUGGUCUUGGCACAUGGCAGGUUCAGCGGCGCAAGUGGAAAUUAGAUUUGAUUGCACAACUGGCAUCAAGAAUCACAGCAGAUCCCAUUCCUCUGACAUUAGACCCCAUGGAACUGAAGGAGUUGGAGUACAGACCUGUGAAGGUCCGAGGGCGUUUUGACCACUCCAAGGAGCUCUACAUCCUGCCCCGCUCCCUGGUGGACCCCGAGCGCGAAGCCCGGGAAGCCGGGAGGAUCACAUCCCACCCGGAGAACGGAGCCAACGUCGUCACCCCCUUCUACUGCACAGAGCUCGGGGUCAUGAUUUUGGUCAACCGAGGAUUUGUGCCCAGGAAGAAAUUGAAACCGGAGACCAGGCUGAAGGGACAGAUUGAAGAUGAAAUUGAUCUCACUGGGGUGGUAAGGUUAACAGAAAAAAGGAAACCCUUUGUGCCUGAAAAUAACAUUGAAAAAAACCGCUGGCACUACCGGGACCUGGAGGCCAUGGCCAAGGUGACCGGUGCUGAGCCCAUCUUCAUCGAUGCAGAUUUCAGAAGCACAGUCCCGGGGGGGCCCAUCGGGGGCCAGACCAGGGUGAGCCUGCGGAACGAGCACAUGCAGUACAUCGUCACCUGGUACAGCUUGUGUGCUGCAACUGCCUUUUUGUGGUACAAGAAAUUUAUACAGAAGCUACCUUUGUGAGGGCUGGGAAGUAACUUUGUGCUACAGUCAAGAGCAGACUUUUACAGAUGACAGGAGCCUGAUCAGUCCUAAAUAACUGAAAGCACCUGGAAUUUCAGAGCAGUUUCAGCAAACACGUGCAGCUACCCCUGCAAACUGAGCUCCCACCAGUGUGAUUUCAGCUUGGGAGCACUGAACUUCAACAUGAAUCACAAGGAUACGUUUUUCUGUCAUGGUUGGUUGGAAGCUACAUUUUAACAUCUGCACUGUUAUUUUCUUUAAGAAAAAUCCAAAGGAUUUUGUGAAUCAGCCUUUUUGCAGCAAGUAGUCAUUCCUGAAGUCAGGAAUGGCUCACAGCAGUUGCAGCAGAAUAAAUAAAGGCCUGCAGGUCUUUGCCUUGUGA